Molecule: messenger RNA, 714 nt
Organism: Cavenderia fasciculata
Lineage: Eukaryota; Evosea; Eumycetozoa; Acytosteliales; Cavenderiaceae
Gene: pex11
Exons: 1
Coding region: 1-714 (237 amino acids)
Biological process (GO): peroxisome fission; regulation of peroxisome size
Cellular component (GO): peroxisomal membrane
Source: RefSeq, a predicted model, not a curated record
AUGACAAAUUUAUCAAAAUCAGUAAUAGUAUCAAUGAAUUCAUAUACAGAGACAUUGGUUAAAUUGUUUGCACAGACAUCUGGUAAAGACAAGUUAGCAAAGAUACUUCAAUAUGGAGCCAAGUUGUUUGGAUAUAUAGCAUUGCGACAAAAGAACAAACAUUGGAUGGAAGUGAUGAAGAAGCUAGAGACAUCGAGUGGUAGUGCACGUAAGGUGUGGAGAUUGGGUAACACGAUGCAAGAGCAACAAAAGAUCUUGCAGAUGUUGCGUCAAGGCAACUGUCACCAAUUCCUCAACAUGUUGGCAUUGAUUCGUCAGUUGGGCAUGUAUUUCUAUUGGGUGUUUGACAAUUUGAUCUGGUCGACCAACAUUGGAUUCACCAAACUCGACACCGCACGACUCGGAUGGUACAGCUCCAUCUCUUGGUUGUUUGGUCUCGUGUCUUCGAUCAUCAUCGAUAUGAAUGCACUCAGUGUUACUCUCAGAAAGGAGAAGCAACUCAUCAAGGACGGCGUAGACAUUAAUAGCGACCAAUAUGUUGCCGUCCUCAAGAAAAAGCACGAGCUCUAUCUCAAUUGCUUCAAGAAUGGUGCAGACUCUGUCAUUGCCGCCAAUCUCCUUAAAAUCUAUCAAACCAAUCAAGGUACAGUUGGUACUUGUGGUCUCAUCUCUGCUUUUAUUGGUGCUUAUCAAAUGAUUAGUGUUCAAAAAUAA